CGUUCGACCGUCAUCCGUUCCCCGUGACGUGCGGGCCGGCACUAGCUUCACGCUCCUGCAUGAAUUCCGGAGGAACCCAACUGGAGGAGCUCGCGUGAGUGGCCCCAUACAGAAGUUUCGUCAUAAGAUGAAAGCUUGGUGAUCUCUUUCGAGUGGGGUGAUUGGUUGGCGGACAUGUCGGCGCUGCCCGUCUGCUCGGCUACUCCGAGCUGUUCUUUGCACAGCCAGAAUUCGCUAAAUGGAGGACUGCAAUCUUUAAACUUUUUCCACAAGGACUUCAACUACGGAUGCUUUUUGAGGGACAAGAUUUUUCCAGCUUCGCUUGAUGGAAAGAGCCUUCAAAGACAUGCCUGUAGAGCGCAGGCUACUAAAUUCUCCUAUACUGACAUCGACAGUGGCAUUGGAAAAUCAUUCUCGAGUUCUUCCAUAGUAACUACCAGCGAGCCACAUGAGGAGGAGAGUUGGCGUCUGAGAUUUGUAGAAAGUUCUGAGCUGCCUUCUGUCCAAGAAGGAGUGAUGGAAUUUACUGAUCAAUCAGCUGAAAAUGCUUCCACAUUUUCAGAAUCGAUGGAUGCUGGAAAAGUAUCAAUUCCUGAUGUAGCACCAGAUAUUCCUGCCUCAGUUGAACCUGAUAUAGCACCAGAUAUUCCUGCCUCAGUUAAUGAGCCCCUUUCCCUGAGUACUGACUUGAUAGACGGUGGAAAAUCCAGUGCUGAGGAUAUCAUUUCCAAAGUCACAGAUUCCAUCAACGAGUUAGUAAACAAGGGAGAGAGCACUCUAAGAAGCACUUUAGAUUUGAUUUAUUCCUCGGUGGGAACUGCUAUCAAAGGAGCUAAUGAUGUGAUAGAUAAUGCUUCCAGCAAAGUGUUCUCUAAUGGGAAUCAGAUUGGAGAAGCAGCUGGUGAUAGAUACACAAAUAUCACGAGUGACCUUAAAGGAGCAGCAACUAAGGCAGCUAUUACUGGUGUUGAUGUGCUGAGACAGACAAUUGUUGUGGUGGAGGAUUCUUUGACCAAGGGCGCUUCUUUUAUUGUUUAUUCAUAUAGUUCUGCCAAGCAAUCGCUCCCUCCAGAGUUUAGGGAUGGACUUAAUUUUUCAGAAGAGAAAACAGCAGAAAUUCUGACACCUGUUGGAGUUGCUUUUCAACAGGUUUACACAACAAUUGAGGAGCUGGAGAGAAGUCUUGGUUUGGACCCAAAUGAUCCAAUUGUUCCCUUUGCUCUUUUCCUUGGCACUGCUUCUUCCUUUUGGGCUUUUUACUGGGCACGGACAUACAGUGGUUAUUCUGGAGAUUUAUCUCCCAACGCAACGUUAGAGCUCUUAAUGGGAAGGGAGGGUGCUGUACUUAUUGAUGUUCGGCCCGAGGUUCUUAGAGAAUCUGAUGGCAUUCCUGACCUUAGGCGUGCUGCUCGUUUUCGUUAUUCAAGUAUAUCCAUACCUGAGGUUGAUGGCUCUUUGAGGAAGCUCCUAAAAGGUGGUAGAAAUGUUGAAGACUCCUUAACUGCAGUUGUUAUUCGGAACUUGAAGAUGGUUCAGGACAGGUCAAAGGUAAUAAUUUUGGAUGCAGAUGGUUCCCGAUCAAAAGGGAUUGCUAGAUCUUUGAGAAAAGUUGGAAUUAAGAAAUCGUACUUGGUCCAAGGCGGCUUCCAAUCUUGGGUGAAACAGGGUCUCCGUAUUAAGGAGCUCAAACCUGAGACAACACUUACUGUACUCAAUGAGGAAGCUGAGGCGAUACUGGAGGAGAUCAACCCCUCUCCUUUGCAACUUUUUGCUUCUGGUGUGGGUCUUGUGGCUGUGUUAUACGCACUUGUUGAGUGGGAGAAGACUUUACAAUUUAUUGGAGUCAUUGGCCUUGGCCAGACAAUUUAUCGGCGGAUUGCUUCUUACGAGGACUCGGAAGAUUUUAGGCAAGACCUGAGGUUGCUGUCUGGUCCUGUCAAAGUUGGAGCUGAAGCUUUUGCUUGGGCUGCCGGCAAAUUGGAAACGAAUGGCCUCGGGCUGCCGACAUCGCCCUCAUCCACCGACGUGCAAAAUCGGGUCCUACAGGCUGCUGCGAGGCAUGAAUCUCAGCCAUCUGAUGAUCCCGAAACCGAAAACCUUCCUGCAGAAUCACUCUCCCCUGGGAGUGAGAGCGCUGAUCUCUCCGAAGCAUGAAGGGGUCGAUUUUCCUUGCGAAGAGUAAAUUCUCUUGUGCAAAGAUUUCAUAGCUUGUGAAUGAUUUGUGAAGCUGGAUACACUUAGAAGAGUGAAAUUAAAUAAAUUUUCCUUUAAGAAAACUUACCAUGUAAUAUGAGUAAAGUUGAUUUUUUUUUUUGUCCAAUUUCAGAUUAUGAUUAGCCAAAGAAGAACCAAGGGAAAAUUAAUUUACUUUGGCAAAAUCAUUUCCAUAACUUCCAAA
Messenger RNA from Eucalyptus grandis, 2398 nucleotides. RefSeq lists its product as uncharacterized. Gene Ontology annotation, biological process: de-etiolation; regulation of stomatal closure; cellular response to calcium ion. NCBI's taxonomy places the organism in Eukaryota, Viridiplantae, Streptophyta, Magnoliopsida, Myrtales, Myrtaceae. The record is from RefSeq and is a predicted model, not a curated record. The transcript has 14 exons. The coding region runs from base 175 to 2154 and encodes 659 amino acids.